AGAACACUCGGCUUCCUUUUGGAUCUUCAAAACUCUAGUAAAGUAGAAAAUCCGCUGAAAAAACAUGGCUGAGCUCGAGGAGAAGCACGGGGAAUCGUUGUUGGAGAAGAUAUCGGACAAGAUCAAAGGUGAUUCAUCUUCAUCGUCGUCUGAUUCCGAUGACGAUAAGCCAUCGGAAUCAUCGAUGAAGGCCAAAGUCUCCCGUCUCUUCGGAAGAGAAAAGCCCAUCCAUCAAGUUUUCGGUGGAGGCAAACAGGCUGACAUUUUCCUGUGGAGGAACAAAAAGGUUUCGGCCGGAGCGCUAGGUGUUGCAACUGCGAUAUGGGUUUUCUUUGAAUUGCUCGAAUACCACCUUCUCACUCUAGUGUGUCACUUGUUGAUACUUGCUCUUGCACUACUCUUCUUGUGGUCAAAUGCUGCUACCUUCAUUCACAAGUCUUCAAUGCGCAUUCCUGAAGUUCAAAUCCCCAAAGAACCAGUUUUAGAGCUUGCACAGGCACUUAGGUUUGAGAUUAACCGGGCUUUUGCUGUCCUGCGGGAUAUUGCAUCGGGAAGAGAUCUUAAGAAAUUCCUCUCUGUGAUUGCUGGCUUGUGGGUCUUGUCUAUUGUGGGAAAUUGGUGCAACUUCUUGACACUGUUCUACAUAGUCUUUGUACUACUUCACACUGUGCCUGUGCUGUAUGAGAAGUAUGAAGACAAGGUGGAUCCAUUUGCUGAGAAAGCAUGGCACGAGAUCAAGAAGCAGUAUGCGGUGUUUGAUGAAAAAGUCCUGAGUAAGAUCCCCAGGGGGCCAUUGAAGGAGAAGAAGAAAGAUUAGGUUACUGGUGAAAACGUUUGCUUUUGCUAGGUUUUGACAUACAACUGCCAGAUGUGGCUGUGAAGGUGGUGUUAAAUUUUAUCCAGUAUUAGCUAGAACCCUGCUUUCAUAUGUUCAAAAUUUGUCGAAUAUUUGAUCUUUUAAUUCUCGUAUUUACUACACUCAUGGUAGGCUUUUAUGGGUCUAUAUGUUACGUAGCAAUAUGUUAUGAUAUUGCAUGUUGUGGAUCAUUGUGUUGUACAUUGGGUUGAAGCUUAUCUCAACUUGAUAUGGAUAUCUUUCUGAA
Molecule: messenger RNA, 1103 nt
Organism: Hibiscus syriacus
Lineage: Eukaryota; Viridiplantae; Streptophyta; Magnoliopsida; Malvales; Malvaceae
Product: reticulon-like protein B3
Exons: 5
Coding region: 65-817 (250 amino acids)
Source: RefSeq, a predicted model, not a curated record